AGUGUACCCUCCCCCGCUGCCCUUGCAUCUCUGCCCGCUGCCCCUUUCCCUUUGUCUGCCCCCCCCCCCUCUCCACCCUUUGCAGAGUGAUGUCUGCCCCGACGAGCGACCGCCCGAUCUCGCCGGCCCCCCCGGCGCCCGCGGACGAUGGCGAGCAAAACCCCUCGGCCCUGGGGACCAAGAAGUACUGGGACGACCAGUAUAAGCUGGAGCUGAAGAACCAUGCCUCCCACGGCGACAUCGGCGAAGUCUGGUGCGUGCCUUGCCUUGUGGCGUUUGCCGCGCCUGGGCCGCACCCUGGUGGGGCUGCUGUGCGCAUCCUUCGACUGACCCUUUGGCAUGGGGCUGCAUCGGGCGCGGGACCGGCUGGUGCGCAGGUUCGGCGAGCAAAGUGCCACCAAGAUGGUCACCUGGUGCAAGAAGACCUUCAUUGGCGAGGGCGAUGAGGAUGACCCCGCGCGGUCGGGCCUCCGCGUGAUGGACCUCGGCUGCGGCAACGGGCACAUGCUCUUCCUGAUGGCGGCCGCCGGGUUUACCGCGCUACAUGGGUGUGACUACAGCCCGGCGGCGGUGGAGCUGUCUCGGCGCCUGGCCGCGCAGAUCGGGCUGCCUGUCGAGGUCCUGAGCCUGCCGGAGGCCGCGCCCGGGUCUGGAUCCGAAUCGGAGUCGGAGUCGGAGUCGGAGUCGGAGCCGGAGUCGCACGACGCCAGCGAUGCCGACGAGGCGGACAGCCCAUUUGACUUUGACGAGGAGGAGGAGGACAACGUCCGCCACAGCCGCCUGUCGCUGUUCCGCCUGGACCUCCUGGACGCGGCGUCGGUCCAGGCGCACCUGGACCUGGCCGGCGGUCCCUUUGACAUUGUCCUGGACAAGGGCACCUACGAUGCCAUUUCCCUCAACUCCCCGAGCGCGCGCAAGCUCUUCAUCAAGCACCUACCCAUGCUGGUCUCCCCGUCUGGCGGGCACUUUGUCAUUACCUCCUGCAACUGGACCACCGAGGAGCUGAAGGAGCACUUUGCCGCUUUCGAGCCGGUGGCCGUGCUCCCGCAGCGGUCCUUCAUGUUUGGCGGCCGCUCCGGCCAGAAUGUCUCCUCGGUGGCCUUCCGUGUCCGCGCCUAAGCACCAGCGGGCCCACUUGCACACUGGGCGGUUGUCCGGCGCCGGGAACCGGGCCGUCCAGUGCGCGGAAUAGAGCAACCCCCUUCGCCGCUGAUCCGCCACAAACGCGCUCUCAUCCUCCAAAACCUCUGUCCUCUGCC
Molecule: messenger RNA, 1259 nt
Organism: Fonticula alba
Lineage: Eukaryota; Rotosphaerida; Fonticulaceae
Exons: 4
Coding region: 340-1119 (259 amino acids)
Biological process (GO): peptidyl-lysine dimethylation; peptidyl-lysine monomethylation
Cellular component (GO): cytoplasm
Molecular function (GO): protein-lysine N-methyltransferase activity
Source: RefSeq, a predicted model, not a curated record